AUGGCAGCAGCAAGCACAUCUUGGGCUCUCCUUCUCCUGCUCAUCGCUGCCACAGGCGAGGCCACCACCAUAAGCAUCACCAACCAAUGCUCCGACACCGUGUGGCCAGCUGCUGUGCCCAUAGGCGGCGGCAUGCGGCUCGAUCCGGGGAAGUCGUGGACUCUGGAGGUGCCCGCCAGUGUCACAAGCAGUGGGCAGCGCAUUUGGCCGCGCACGGGCUGCUUGUUUGAUGACAAAGGCAACGGGUCCUGCCAAACGGGUGACUGUGGCGGUUUGCUCGCUUGCAAGAGCAAUGGGAAGCCGCCCAACACCCUCGCGGAGUUCACUGGUGGUCAGUUAGGAGGUAAAGAUUACUUCAGCAUCUCCCUCGUCGACGGCUUCAACGUGCCCAUGGACUUUGUGCCGGUGCCAAUUCAGGGAGGGCCAGGGUGCAGCAAGGGGCCGCGUUGCACAUCCAACAUCACGUUGCAGUGCCCAAGCCAGCUCCAGGCUCCUGGGGGUUGCAACAAUCCUUGCAAGGUGUUCAAGCAGGACAGAUACUGCUGCGCUGGGAACUCGGCCAGUUGCGAACCCACCACCUACUCGCUGCUCUUCGCGAGGAUGUGCCCAGAAGCGUACAACUACUCAAGGGAUGAUAGCUCGAGCACUGUGUUCACUUGCCCGACAGGCACCAACUACCACAUCGUCUUCUGCCCCCUGGUGGAUGCAUCUAGUGUUGCUAGAUCAUCAGGAUUAGAUCUCUCUGUUUGGCAAUAUGCUGUACUGGGUUUCGUGUUCAUUGCAUUCAUUACAGCUAUAAUCCUUUUCAUCAUGCUUAUACGAAGGACAAGACGACGCAAGGAGAUGGAGGAUGAGGAGGACGAUUUUAGAAACCUGCAAGGAACACCAAUGAGGUUCACAUUUCAACAGUUAGAAGUAGCAACCUUGCAAUUCAGAGACAAGCUCGGGGAAGGAGGAUUUGGGUCUGUUUUCAAGGGACAGCUGGGUGAGGAAACAGUUGCAGUGAAACGUUUGGAUCGAACAGGUCAUGGAAAAGGAGAAUUUUUGGCAGAGAAAUCCCAUAGGCUCUUGGUUUAUGAGUAUGUGCCCAGAGGAUCGUUGGACAAAUGGAUCUAUUGUCAACAAGACAACAAUGCUUCUCCAUUGGAAUGGAGGUUGCGAUGCAAGAUUAUUACUGACAUAGCUAAGGGCCUCUCUUAUCUUCAUGAGGAGUGCAUGAAAAGAAUUGUUCAUUUAGAUGUCAAGCCACAAAAUAUCCUCUUAGAUGAAAACUUCAGUGCAAAGCUUUCUGAUUUUGGACUAUGCAAGCUAAUUGAUAGGGAUAUGAGCCAAGUGGUCACUAGAAUGAGAGGCACACCUGGCUAUUUGGCUCCAGAAUGGUUGACAUCGCACAUCACAGAAAAGGCCGAUGUCUACAGCUUUGGUGUUGUGGUCAUGGAAAUCGUCAGCGGAAGAAAGAAUCUUGACACUUCCCGGACUGAUGAGAGCCUGCAUCUGAUUACCUUAUUGGAAGAAAAGGUGAAGAGUGAUAAAUUGGUAGAUUUGAUUGACAAGAACAGUAACGACAUGCGAGCACAUGAGCAAGAAGUAAUUCAGAUGAUGAAGCUUGCAAUGUGGUGUCUACAGAUUGAUUGCAAAAGAAGGCCUCAAAUGUCUGAGAUCAUCAAAGUUUUGGAAGGUACCAAGAAUGCAGAGACCAGCAUAGAGAACAACUUUGUUUCUACAAGUCCAUUAAAUUUUAGUAUUGCUGGGAACCUAAACUCCUCAGCUCCACUUCUGGCCUCAGAUUUAUCAGGUCCCAGGUGA
This is a messenger RNA of Lolium rigidum, 1806 nucleotides long. RefSeq names its product PR5-like receptor kinase. Bases 1 to 1806 code for a protein of 601 amino acids. The transcript has 2 exons. The record is from RefSeq and is a predicted model, not a curated record. Gene Ontology annotation, molecular function: protein kinase activity; ATP binding. Gene Ontology annotation, biological process: protein phosphorylation. NCBI's taxonomy places the organism in Eukaryota, Viridiplantae, Streptophyta, Magnoliopsida, Poales, Poaceae.